GAGUCGAGUCGAGUCUGUUGUCUGAUCUCUGAUGUGGACAUUGUGAGCUGAGACGCACUCGCCGCUCUGUGGAUUUGGAUCAGUUACUGUUGCUGCCUGCAGCUGUGCGGUGCUCUCUCGGCUCCAGAUAUAUAUUUAUUUAUUUUUUUUUGUUGUUGUGCGUGUGUUUGUAUCAAUCGAAGAGCAGGAUGAAUGUGGAGGAGCUGCGCAAGAGCCUGCAAAGCUUUGGCUGGCCGGACUAUUUGAUCUUUUGCUUGAUGCUGGCAAUUUGCGCUGUCAUUGGCAUUUACUUUUGCCUACAGCUGCGUCGCGAGUCCAAGCAGCUCAAGUUUAGCACUCAAGAGCAGGCAAAUGAGAGCGCCGCUUCGUAUUUGGUGGGCGGUCGCAAGAUGAAAAUCUUUCCCAUUACCAUGUCGCUCAUAUCCAGCUUUAUCUCUGGCAUUACGCUGCUGGGCACACCCACCGAGGUUUAUCUAUAUGGCGCACAAUAUCUGUAUAUAAUGGGCUCGCUGGUGCUUAUGGGUUUUUGCAUGUAUUAUAUAUUUCUGCCAGUGUUUCAUGAGCUGAAUCUAAUAUCGACCUAUAAGUACUUGGAGCAGCGCUACAAUCGCAGUUUGCGUCUUUUUGGCAGCAUAAUGUUUAUAAUGGCGUCGCUGCUGUGGCUGCCCAUAGUUAUAUAUGUGCCAGCUAUAGCUUUCAAUCAGGCCACAGGCGUUAAUAUACAUAUAGUAACGCCUUGUGUGUGCGUCGUUUGCAUUUUCUACACUUGCAUAGGCGGACUCAAGGCGGUGGUGUGGACGGAUGUGAUACAAACGCUGAUAAUGUUUGGCGCCAUGGCUUUGGUGCUGGUGAAGGGCACUUUGGAUAUUGGUGGACCCAGUGUGGUGUGGCAGCGCGCACAGCAAAGCGCACGCAUUGAGCCGCCAAACUUUAGUACGGACUUGAGCGAACGCUACACAUUUUAUUCGCUUGUGCUGGGCGGCGUUGCGCAUUGGCUUAAAUCGAAUGCUAUAAGCCAGAAUAUGAUACAGCGCUAUUUGUCGCUGCCAACGUUAAGGGAUGCGCGCAUUGCCAUUUGGACGUUUAUUGCAGGCGUGUUGACCUUUCUAUGUAUAUGCGGCUACACGGGUUUGCUGAUCUACGCGACGUAUGCGCAAUGUGAUCCGCUGCAAACAAAACUGGCGCAGCGCAAUGAUCAGCUGCUGCCGCUGCUGGUAAUGGAAACGCUGGGCGAUUAUCCUGGACUGCCGGGCAUAUUUGUUGCGGGCGUGUUUAGCGCUGCGCUGUCCUCGCUAUCCACAGGACUCAAUUCGCUGUCCGCUGUUGUGCUGGAGGAUUUUGUUAAAACCUUUCGUCGCGCGCCGCUAAGCGAAAAGCAAACAGCUUUUGUCAUGCGUAGCGUGGUCGUUUUAUUCGGCAUUAUAUUUGUUGCGCUGGUGUUUGUUGUCGAAAAAUUGGGCGCAGUGCUGCAAUUGACUAUAACGUUGACUUCUGUGGCCAAUGGACCGCUGCUGGGCAUUUUUACUGCCGGCGUGCUGCUGCCCUGGGUUAGCUCCAAGGGCGCGCUGCUGGGCGGCGUCAGCUCGUUGCUGUUGAUGGCUUGGAUGUGCAUUAGCGCUCAGCGUGAACUGGUCAGCGGCGAUUUGGUUUAUCAGCGCAAACCUUACUCAACGCUCGGCUGCAAUUACACAUUCGAUGGUGUGCGCGCUAACUUUAGCAGCCUGCCGCCAGAUGGCGUUUACACUAGCUCUGCUGCUGCUGCGCCCUUUCAGCUUUAUCGCAUUAGCUAUCUGUACUUUACGCUCUUUGGCGCUUUGGUUACUAUAAUCGUCGCUUUGCUUACGUCGCUGCUGCUGCGCGAGUCUAAGCUGCAGUCGCUGGACACGCGUCUGUUGACGCCUUUUGUGCGUCGCUGGGUUGAGCGUCAGCGUCGCAGCAGUCAGCUGCCUGCCAAGCCCAAGCUGCAGGCCAUGCAGGAGACUUCAACCUAGUCUAAGUUUUAAAAUAAAUAAAAUUACAUGCUGCCAAAUUUUUACUGGGGUUCAAAGCAAGUAAUUACUAAAAAACUAAGCGACGCUGAUCAAAGUAAAACUAAACUAAAAUA
This is a messenger RNA of Drosophila busckii, 2104 nucleotides long. It is a transcript of the gene rumpel, whose product is annotated as sodium-coupled monocarboxylate transporter 1. The transcript is spliced from 5 exons. Lineage: Eukaryota; Metazoa; Arthropoda; Insecta; Diptera; Drosophilidae. Gene Ontology annotation, biological process: sodium ion transport; transmembrane transport. Gene Ontology annotation, cellular component: membrane. Gene Ontology annotation, molecular function: symporter activity. Bases 189 to 1991 code for a protein of 600 amino acids. The record is from RefSeq and is a predicted model, not a curated record.